AUGGAGGAGCUGAUGCCAGAAGCUGAAAAAGUCAGCAUGGAGAACUUUGCGUUGCUACGGGUGCUUGGCAAAGGAGCGUAUGGCAAGGUGUACCUGGUGCGCAAAAUUGGUGGCAAAGACCACAAUUCGGUGUAUGCGAUGAAAGUUUUGCGAAAGACGCGCGUUCUCACGAAACAGAAGACGUUGGAGCACACGAUGGCUGAACGACAGGUUCUGGAGCGAUUGCGCGGCACACCGUUCCUCGUGAAUUUGAUCUACGCGUUCCAAACCGACACCAAACUACACAUUGUGAUGGAAUAUGUCCGCGGUGGCGAAUUGUUCACCCAUUUGUGCUCAAAAGGCAGCUUCGACGUGCCCGCUGCCAAAUUUAUAAUCGUUGAACUAGUUGUAGCUAUCGAUAAUUUACACAAGAGAAAAGUGAUCUAUCGCGAUUUGAAACUUGAAAAUAUUUUGCUUGAUGAGGAAGGCCAUGUGAAGUUGACCGAUUUCGGGCUAAGCAAAUUGUUCUUGGAAGGCGAACUUGAUCGAGCGAAUUCGUAUUGCGGAACAAUUGAAUAUAUGUCACCCGAAGUCAUAAAUCGGCCUGAAGGCGGCUACACAGAUGUUGUUGACUGGUGGUCGCUGGGUGUAAUUUCGUUCGAAUUAUUGACCGGAUGCUCGCCGUUCACCGUUGACGGCGCCGCCAACUCGAGCAAAGACAUUGCAAAGCGAAUAUUGACAAAAAAAGUGCCUUUUCCGAAAAAUAUGGAUCCAGAUGCCAGAGAUUUUAUUUCUCAACUAUUGGAAAAGAAGCUCGAAAAGCGUCUAGGAUUCAACGGAGUUCAUGAGAUUAAAAACCAUCGAUUCUUCCAUGACAUCGAUUGGGAUGCUGCGGAGAAGCGUCAGCUAAAGCCAGUCAUCGUGCCAAGAAUCAGUCACGACUUGGACACGCAGUUCUUCUCCGCUGAAUUCACUUCUCAACCGCCAUUGUACUCACCGGCGGAUUCUCCGCUCAACGCCAACACCCUUUUUAGAGGCUACUCAUAUGUCUCGCCUUCUGUAAUUUUCGCCAAUGACAACGUGAUCGGCGAGGAGCUUCUUGCCGAAGACGUGCAAAAAAUGCUUGCCAGCUCAACGUUUUUCAAUAAAUAUUUGCUCGAUAAAACCGAUAAAGGCUUACUUGGUCGUGGAUCGUUCUCGGUUGUCAGACGAUGCGAGCGAAUUGAAGACCAAAUGCCGUUCGCCGUGAAAAUCGUCUCGCAAAAAUUCGCGACACAAGCUCAACGAGAAGCAAGAAUCCUGGAAAUGGUCCAAGGCCAUCGCAACAUCGUCAAACUCAUCGACGUUCAUUCGGAUGCUCUCCACUAUUAUUUAGUCAUGGAAUUGCUCACCGGCGACGAGCUUUUGGGUCGAAUUCGCAAAUUGGAGAGAUUCACCGAGAUGGAAGCCUCCGACAUCAUGAUGCAAUUGGUGUCGGCUGUCAAAUAUUUGCACGACAAGAAAAUUGUGCACCGUGAUUUGAAGCCCGAGAAUAUUUUAUUCGAGAAUUCGGAGCCGUCAGCGCGCCUCCGCCUCGUCGACUUUGGCUUCGCUCGCCUUCUUCCCAACUCGAUGGAGCAACAAUUGAAGUCUGUGCAAGUGUACCGAAAGAUGACUCCAUGCUUUACCCUUCAAUAUGCGGCUCCUGAGGUUCUUGACGUCGGCGACACGCAGCCUGAAUACAACGAGCAGUGCGAUUUGUGGUCGCUUGGCGUUGUGAUGUAUACCAUGCUUUGCGGGCAGGUGCCGUUCCAUGCGAGAUCGCGUCAAGAAUCGGCGACCGACAUCAUGCAGCGAAUUUGUCGCGCCGAAUUUUCGUUUGAAGGCGACGCCUGGAAAAGUGUCUCGCAAGACGCGAAGGAUCUAAUCACUGGCUUGUUAACAGUCGAUCCGAAUAAGAGACUAUCCAUGCAUGAGCUGAACAACCAUAAAUGGUUGGUGUCGUCGCAAUCAUUUGACACACCGCUUCAGACGCCGAGCAUUCUUCCGAGCUCUGCCGAUGAGAACUUUAACGAAACUCUUCGCGCAUUCCUACACGCGAAUCGCGACGGCUUCCAUCUACUUGACGUCGCCGCAGCUCCGCUAAUGAAGCGUAGAGGCAUCAAACGACAAAGUGGCGAUAAAGAUACAACGGGAAGCUCGAAAAAGAUUGCGCAAUUCGAAGCGCUUCCCGAAGAGCCAGUCGACAUGCCGACGUCGACAUCAAGACCGACAAAUUUGGGCAUGAUGAACUAUCGUGAGCCGAAUUCGGGAACAAUUCGCGAAACGCGCGGCUCGGAUUCGUCGUAA
This is a messenger RNA of Caenorhabditis bovis, 2307 nucleotides long. The record is from the annotation of a GenBank genome assembly. NCBI's taxonomy places the organism in Eukaryota, Metazoa, Nematoda, Chromadorea, Rhabditida, Rhabditidae.